Messenger RNA from Cinara cedri, 13150 nucleotides. The record is from the annotation of a GenBank genome assembly. Lineage: Eukaryota; Metazoa; Arthropoda; Insecta; Hemiptera; Aphididae.
CACUGCGCGUCUCGUCCGCGAAAGGUGAUAAAUGAUUACGUUAUCACGCAUUACUAAUGUUUGUUGGGAGUUCUCACGUCGUGUCGUUGCGUUACCAUUGGCGAGCUAAGCACUUCAUAAAAUACGUUUUCUAAUUUAUUUACGGCGCUUGGGAUGCACCGCCGCGGCCGUCGCCGUUGUUGAUCGAUACUAACACCGCGCACGGUUUGGGAAAUUCGACGUUCGACCGACCGAACCGAACAGACAGCGUUCCGCGAUGUGUCUAGUGCUGCGACCAGACCACUUGGCUGCCUGUAAAUCGAGAGGUCAAUCAGUGAUGGACAGCAACAACGACGAGCGCCGUCCGUGUACCUAGUGAGGUGAGUGGACUUUGCAUGACUAUUAUUCGGUUGCAUAGACCACAGUGGUUAGAUCCAGCAUACGUCUGAGGAAUAAAUAAAUACCUACUGUAAACAGAAAAUUGACUGCCAGGGCACAUAACUGUGUCCAAGGAUCAUGGGCACGACGUACACCUUUCUCCCCUAAUUUCCCACGAAAUAAUAUCGGUGUAAAUUUUAGCUGAUUACAAUUUUUGUAAUCCAAAGACCCCAUUAGGGUUUAUUUACAAUAUGUUUAAAAUAAUUAGUUACUUACCCACUGGUAUUAAUGUUUUUAGAAAUCCUUUACAAAAUGCCGUUCAAAUUGCGCUUAAAAAAGAGUCGACAGUACAAUGUCGUCUCAAAAUCUUUGUAUGUGAUUUGUGUUGAACUCUUGGACAGCACGUCCAUAGAAUGUACACUGUCGGCAGAGAGUGUUGGACAAGAAUGUUUGGACAGUGUAUGUCAACGACUAGGACUACAUCAGGUUAUUAUUUACCUUUGAUUAAUAUUGUUAUGAAGUCAUUUUAAUUUGUUUAAAUUUGUUUAUUUCUAGCCUGAAAUCCUAGGACUGCGUUACAUAUCUCGUUCUAGAAAUCCACGAUGGGUUGAUCUAAGUAGGCCGUUAAAGAGACAGCUGGACAAAUAUGCUUGCCAUUUUAGCCUGUACUUGAGAGUUAUGUACUUUAUAAGUAAUGUCUCUUUUAUAAAGGAUGAAAUGACUAGGUUAGUAUUUAAUUUUUAGUAAUUUGGUUGACCCAUAUUUAAUAUUAAUAUAAUGGUUUACAGAGUGAUUAUUUUAUUUUAAUAACAUAUCUAUUUUGUAGAGUUAAAAUAUUAUCUAAAUAUUUAUCUUUUAUGAAACAAUUAUGUAGGUAACAACACAACAUAUUAUGAUUUAUUAUAAUCAAUAUAUUUGUUAACCACCACCAUUAUAAAAAAGAUAAUAUUGAUCUUAACAAUUUCGAUAUUUCAUAUGAUUUGAAGUUCAGUAGGUUAAAAAUGAUGUAAAAAUAAUAAAAUGACUUCACUGUUAUGUAUAGUUUAUUGUUUAUUUUAUCACUCAGAAAUAUUUAUCAUUUAUAAAAUGUUGUUUGUGUAGUGCAUAUGAAAAUGUGAUAAAUAUUUAUUUGAAAGGGUUUAUAUAUUUCAUUUAUUUGUUGUAAAUUAUUAUUUUUAUGUUCAAUCCAGUAAUUAUUCAAUACCAAUAUUAAAAAAACUGCGACUUUAGAUUGUCAAUAAUUUUACAGUGCCAUUAGUGCAAUUUAUGCUUAAUUUUCAACAAACUGUCCAUACAAUUUGCGAAGCCAAAUAAAGUUGAUCUACAUAAAACCUAUAAAAAAACUCGUAAAGUGGCUUUAAACAGUCCCGAAAUCUCUAGAAUAUUUUGAAAAUUGUACCAACACAAGUAUUAUAACAUAACAAAAUGGAAAAUAACAGGACUGUUAUUGCAUAAACUUUUCUGGUUUUCCUCAUUAUAAAGAAAACUAAGAAAAAUCUAAAAAAGCUUGAAAAAUGUUGUUAUAAAAAUCUCUCUUUUUGAUUAAAGAUUCCUGGUAGAUAAGUUGUUAACAGACUUAAAAUUUAAAAAAAAAAAAUGUACCUAGUAAUAACAAUACAUCACUUGCAUAACUCAGAAUUUAAAAAAAGACUGACAUACUUCACAUGAUGGGUGGUCCACUGUUGUGAGAAGUUGGGAAGGUAGGAUAUUAUAGAGGGGAAUUUAAUGUUAUAUUUGUACGCAAUAACUAAUAUCGUUGCUAUCAAAAAAUUAUCUGUGAUGUUCGGAUACAUGUUUUGAAAGACCAUAAUAUUCAUGAUUUUAGUCAAAAUUUUAUUUAAAAAACCAUAUAAAAUAAAUUCUACAUUAUGCCAUUUUUUUUUUUUUUACUACAAAAUAAGACUUAUAAUGAACCUCAUGUUAAAUUUCCAUUUAGUCUAACAAUAUUAUCUACAGAGUACCUACUAAAUAAAAAUUACAUAAAAAAAAACUCGCAAAAAUUAAAAUAUCUAUAAAUAGCUCAAAAAUGGCUAAAAUGUGUUGGGAAUUUUACCACGUCUACAAAAGGCAAAUAUAAGUUUCCUGUCCAAAUUUCAAAUCUCUGUGAAUCCUUUAAUUGAAUCAACAAAAAAUCAAAAGGUUCCCAUUUUUCAGGUUCUUCUCAGUUAUUAUGAAAAUCCCUUAAAAAAUCCAAAAAUUAACCUCCUUAAAGUACCACCCUGAUAAAAUUUCCUUUCAGAAAAUAUACUGUACUUGCAAAUCAGAGUAAGAUUUCUGGUAGAAAAAUUGUUUGUAGAUAAUAAAAAAUAAUAAUAAUAAAUAAUUAAAAAUUGUAAAACCAAUACAUUUCUUGCUUUGCUUAGAAUCUUUUUUUUUUUUUUUUAUGAAAAUAGAUUUAUUUUGAAAAAUUAUAUUUUAUACAGUUUGUACUAUGAGUAAUGAUUCUAAGCGGAGCGAGGAAUGUAUUGGUUUUUAAAUGGUUUUUUUUUUUUUGAGGACAACUUUUCUACCAGCAAUUUUGGUCCAUUUUUCAAUUAGGUAUAGCAUUUUUCUGAAAGGAAAUCUGACUGAAGUGGUACUUUAGGAAAGAAAUUUUUUGAUUUUCUUAGUUGUUUUCGUAAUAAAUGUGAAAAAUUGGGAAUAAACCAGGAAAAAUAUGGGAAGAACCGGAAAAUUAAGUACAAUAUUAAUUAAAUAUGUUUAAAAAAAAUUAUACAAUACAUAUGUUAUUAUUUUACCAUAAUAUGACAUUUAUAUAAUUAACAAAGCACUACUAUUAACCAAACUUUGAUCAGAAUUGUUUUUCGUUAGCAAUGCUUAAUUGUUGCGUAAGGUAUACAUUAAAUUUCCCCUCUACUUUCCUGACAUCUCACCUACAACAGUGGCUCACCCAUCGUGUAAACUAUAUCUGAGAGAAAAAUUUUUUCACCAAUUGGAUUUAAACAUUCCCUUUAAUAGAUUUAUAGUACCAUUUAAUAGUAUUAUUAUUUCAAAAUUAAAUAAUUAAUUAGGUCUGUUCUUCCUCUGUGACAAUGAUUGCAAAUAGCUAUUAAAAAAAAAAGUAAGCUGAUACUGCUGAUUGUACCACUAUUUGUAGUAGGUAGUUUAAAAUGUAAUAUUUAUUGUACAAACCAGGAAUGGGCAAACUUUUUUUGGUUGAGAUCUACUAAGAAUAUACUUUUCCUUUGAGGAUCAACUUCCUAAAUUAAUAUACAGUGUAUAUUAUACAUAUUAAGAUAAAAGUGAUCAGCUGCAAUUUUGAUUUAUAAUCAAGGUAUAUAAAAAUAUAUUCUUACAAAAGGAGAUCGACAUUUAAGCCAUCCGCGAUCGACCAUUUACUAAUAAUAAAUAGUAUAAUAUAUAAUAAAUCAUUAUUAACGAAAAACGAUUUGGGGAGAAAUUUGGUUUAACAUAGUUUAAAAUGCUGUGGUUUUUACAAUUUUCAUCAAUGAUGUGAAUCAUUUAAAAUUAAUUUAUUAAAUUACAUUGUUCAUUUUUUUUUAUAAUAACAAUUUAACUGAAAAAUACAAAUACAUUUUUUCUUUAUUCAUAAUGUGGAAUAGUAAAGUAUUAACUAAUAGCGUGACUGUUAAUAAUUCAUUAUUCUUAUUUAAACAUGUUAAUGAAUAUAGUGUUUUACUGUAUAAUUUUAAGUUUUUAAAAUAGUUUAAUUAUUUUUAUUUUAACAUGACAGUAGUUAAAUGGUUAAAAUAAAUUCAAUUCUAUUUUCUUUUAAAAUUUUUAUGUUAUUAUAUGUGGAAUUUUAAUUUAAAGUUUUUAUUUUAACAAGUUUGGAAUUUUCGUUUCUAAAAUUUCAACACAAUUUUACUCUUAUUAUGUUAUUGUUAUUAUAUUUAAAUAAUUUAACCAAUACAUUAUUUAGAAUUUUUUUUUUUAUAAGCUUUUAAAGGUUUUAUAAUGACUAUUAGUUAAAAAUUUUUAUUUGUAUUAAUUUAUAGUUUAUUUGUUUAGCAUGCCAUGCAAAUUUAUAGAUUUUUUAUUUCAUUACAAUUUGUAUUUAUAGUUAGUUUUAAUUUAUUUUACAUUUGGUUUUAAGCUUAAAUAAUAUUCAAAGUUUAUAGAACUCAAACAAAUUUAUUAAUAGAGCAUAUAAGCUAUAAGGGAUAUUAGUAGUAGUAUACACAAAAUGAAAAGGAAUGUGUGUUCUUUUAUCAACAUUUAAAUUUUAAACACUUAUUUUAUAAGAAUUUUGUAUAGACAUUUUAAGAAGAAAUAUCGAAAAAUACAAAAUCACGACUGGGUAAUAAUAUCUACUGGUAUAUUAAAAUAUUGACUGUUGAAACAUAAAAAUUCAAACAUUUUUAUCUAAUACUUUAUGAAUAAUAUUUGAAUGCAAUUAAAAUUCUAGAGUAAUUUUUCCAAAAACUAAAUAACCCAGAUAUCAAGAUUAUAAUAUAAUAGUGUUACUAGGUAUAACAUUUAAUUUGUAAUGAGUAAUGACUAUUAUAGUAGAGUAAAUACUUUUAAUUAGUUUCAAAUUGAAUACAAAAUUGUAAUAAUAAUAAUAUAGAAAUAUGCUUUGACCAUAAUGCAAUUAUUAUUAUUAUUUUUUUUUAAAUAGCUUUUGUAUACCAUUAAGGCCUUUCACUACUUCUACCAGAUUCUUCCACAAAUCUCUAUUAUCUACUAACUCAAUUCCUGUCAUUUUAUAUGCUUGAUUUAAAUCUCCCUUUACCUAAUCAAACCAAAUAUGAGGCAGUCUUCCUUUUAUGCAUAUUUUAUUUAGUUUAGAGAUCAGUACUUAUCUCAAUAGGCUGUCCUGAUAUCGCCAUAUGUGCAUUGCCCAUAUAUUUUUAAGACAAGACAUUUUUGGAUAUUCGGACUAUUAUAGAUUUUCUUAAAAUUUGCAUUUGUUCACCUUUCAUAUUUCCCUGUUUCUAUAUUUUGUAUGGGAUUAUAUAUUUUUUUAAGGACCUCUCAAAGAUUCGUAACUUUGUCUCGUUCCCUUUAGUAGUUGAUCACGUUUCACAACAAUACAUAAUUAUUGGACGUAAAUAGGAAAUAUAUAGCUCCUUUUUCAUAUCUCUGGAUAGUAGCUUAGAACUGAUUAUUUUGUUUAAUGAGUAGUAUUCUAGAUUUGUUUCAUUUAAUCUCAAUCUUAUUUUAUUGUUCAUAUAAUAUUAUUAUAACAUGAUAUAAUGGUUUUUAUGUUCUUAUUAUAAUUAUAAAUAAUUUAAUUUGUCAAUAUUUUAUUCUUUUCAAUGUUUUCACAGUCAAUAUUUUAUAUUUUUGGACAUUUUUUGACUGUCGGCGUUUCGACUGGCUCCCAUUAUGAACUCGUAAAUAUUAGUUUUGGACUGGCCAUUAGUCAAUUAUCAGUUACUUAUAGUAAAUAAUUUCAUUAAUCUAUGGAUAAUUUAAUUUUACAUUUAUUUAAAUAAUUACAUUUUAUGUAAUUUGUUUGAUUAUUUUAUUGCUUUUAAUUUCAGGUAUCAUUUUUUUCUUCAAUUGAAGAUGGAUGUUAUUGAAGGUCGUAUUCUUUGUGAUGCUGAUCAAGCUGUAUUACUUGCUAGUUAUAGUAUGCAAGGUAAAAACAAUAGACAAUUGAACAUAAACAUUAAAUUCAGUAAACUAAGAUUAAAUAUAAAAUAGGUUUUAACGAGUUUUUUUUGUAUUUAUGUAUAAAGCCGAGUUCGGAGAUCAUGAUUUAGAAAAGCAUACAUCUGAGUAUCUUAAAGAUUUCGCACUUUUCCCAAAGGUAUUGUUUACAUUUAAAAUUACACACAUUAAUUUGUUUAACUACAAUUUUGUAUCAAUAUAAAGUUAAAUUAUGAGUUUUUUGUUCUUAUCUUUAAACUGAUUAAAUAUUAAAUGUGUUUUUGUUUAAAUUUAGCAACUUAUAGUUGUGCCAGGGCGUCUGGAAAGUCUCACUGAAGCUGCUAUCUGCCAACAUUCGGCUUUGGCAGGUUUGCCUCAAGGGACUGCAGAAGAGUAUUAUAUUAUUGCAGCACAACAACUAGAAGGAUAUGGACAGGAAAAAUUUGUAGCCAAAGUAUAAAAUAUAUUUUAUUAAAGUGAUUUUUUAUUAGUAAUUUGAAAUAAAUUAUUUAUUUAUUAUUCAGGAUGAUAGUAGUGCCGAAGUAACACUUGCAGUAAGUCUCAGAGGUGUGACAAUACAAAGCCAAAAUAGAACUACAUCGUUCUACCAGUAAGUAUUCAGUUUGUUAUUUUUAUAGUAUUAACUAUCUAGUAUUAUCACUAAAUAUUGAUGUUUUCAUUACCAGAUGGGAAGAUAUAGCAAAUGUAAUAAAUCAUAAGCGGAAUUUUAGCAUAGAAGGACAACAUGAUAAUAUAAUACAGUUUCUAUUCAACGAUGUUGAAACUGCUAAAUAUGUAUGGAACAUGUGUGUUUUACAGGUAAACUAUUAUUUUUAAACAGAAAUAUUAUUGUUCAUCCAUUUAUGUGAUGUUUUUUUACUAAUUAGUGUUGUUUUAUAAUAUUUAGCACAUGUUUUAUGGCUUGCAUGAAAAAAUUGAUCAAAUUGGUGACAACAAGGCUGACAUAAUGAGGAAAAAUUUAGAAUCGCAUAUGGAUGUACGUGAUAAAAAAAACAAAAAUGUAUAUAUAUAUAUGUAGGAUUUAAACUUUUUAUUGACAAUUGUGUAUACUUUUAGAACAAUAUUGAGAGUAGUCGAGAAGAAUUAGAUAUAGUUGAUUCUAAGGAAUCAGAUAUGUUAAGAAGUUCGUUUCCUUUUAAUGGAGUUCGCGCUCAAUCGACAUCUUGUUUAGAUUUGUCAUCUUCGCAAACAAACGAAAAAGUACGGUUGGAAAAAAAUGGACAUAAAUCAAUGUAAGUUAAACAUAAAUUAUUACUAUAGUAGUUGUAUAUAAUUUUAAUACUUUUGACAGAUCUAAAUUACCAUCUUAUCGAUUGGCUCCUGAUUAUGAAACAGCGGUCCAACGAAAAUAUUCACAAGGCAACUAUUACAAUCAGUCUCCUAAUUUAAUUCCCACUGCUUCUAUUAGUCAUCAAGAUAUAAACAUUCAUCAGGUAUGAUGUGCAAUAAUUUUAUUUCCACAUAAUAUGUAUUUAUUUAAAUAAUUAAUUUGUGUUUAAGAUAAACUCAUUAUUUAACUAAAUUAUUUAUAUUUUAUACUCAUAUAUAUUAAAUGGCCAUUAUUAUUAAUAAGCUUUUAAGCUAUUUUUCAUAAACCAUUACGAUAUUUUUUUAUUAAAAGGGCAUAGAAUGCAAAAAAUAUGGUUUUUAUUUUUAAUUUUAAUAAUUGUGCUAUUUAAAGAAAUGAUAUAGGUUUAACAUUUUUGCUUAGAUUGUUCAAUAAGUUAUGAGACAUUUUUUUAUAUUCUGAGUAGAGCGAGUGUGCUUUUAGAUUCUGAAUAGAUUGAGGAAUGCAUUGGUUUUACAAUGAUGUAUAUUUUUUUUUUCUGUGGACAACUUAUCUACCAGCAAUUUAAAGACCAUUUGACUAGAGUGUUGCUAUAGAUUGGUAAUUCUUAAUAAAUGGAAAAACCAGGAAAAUUACAAAACUUAUUAUUUUAAAAUCUUAUUAUUACGGCCUUUCUAAAUAUGUAUAACCAAACUUCGCUCAAAGUCAUGUUUUGUCAGCAAAUAUUAAUUGUUGCGUGCAGAUGUACAUAAAAUAAAUUUCCCUCUAUUUCCUGCCUUCUCAACUUCUCACCUAUAACAGUGGAAAGUAUAUCUGUAUCUUCUAUUAUUUUACUUUUUUCUGUCUGUAAACAUCUUUUAUUCCAAUCAAAAAAUGACAAAAGACAUUUCUUUUGUUUUGUAGAUAUACUUGGUUAGUAUGGGAUAGUUUUUUGAUUUUCUUUGUAGUUUUCUUAACAUUUGGAAAAAAAAAAACAGUAAAAUUAAAAAUUUUGCAGAAAUAAUAGUAUCAUUAUUUUAAAUUAUGUUUUUGAUUGUAAUUUGGUUAAAAAUAAUUUUAGAGCUCUACAUUUUUCACAGAACACAUAAUAUAUAUAAUUAUAUAUUAUAAUAAUUUUCUAUUUUUUUUAUGUUAACAAUAUUUCUUUGGUUAAUCAAGAAUAUUUGAAAGUUUUACACAAUAUUCAUUCUAAGGUGUACUAAAAUAUGUGUAAAAAACAAAAGUUAGCAAAUUCUAGUUUUUUUUGCAAAAAUCAGUAAAAUCACAGCAUUUUAUAACAUGUUUAACUGAACUUCUCUCAGAAUUAUAUUUUGUCAUUAAUGGUUUAUUAUUGUGCACAAAAACAAUUUCCUUUGGCCUCCUACCUCCCCAAUUUCUUACCUACAACAAUGACACACUCAUCAGGAGUAUUGCCUAUUUUUAAAUAUUUAAAAAAAAUUAAAUUUGAAUAUUUUAUUGACACCACCUGUAACUGUCCUUCACAGGGGAUAUUAGCACAAAUUUAUAUAUUUUUAAUAAAUGUUUUUAAAAAAAUGUUAGGGUUAUUAAAAUUAUUUGAAUUACAUUUAUUUAAAAAAAAGAAAAUGGAAAAAUUCUGAAAAAUGAAUAAUAAUUGCUGUACUUUUCCAAUAAUAAAGGAACACGUUCCUUUGAAUUUUUUCGUUCCAAAUACAGAUGUAACUUAAAUACUACACAAUACAUUCAUGUUUUGUGACAAUAUGCUUACAUUUUAUAAUCUAUAUAUCUAAUAUGUAAUGUCCUAAUAAAAUAUUUUUUUUUUUUUUUAGUACAACAAUGAUUAUAAGCAAUUUCCUGAUGUUACUCAGGUCAAUAUAGCAUCAACUGUUCAUCCCAUUCAUGGGUGUGUACCUGUAAUUGUUAUUAUUUGUGUUUUUAGUUUUAUUACAAAAGGUUAUUUUUGUAUUAUUUGUUGAAAUGUUUAUAGAAAUACAUCAGAUUUGGAUAUUCCUGCACAGGAUACAGAAUAUACCCAAAUUUACAAACCACCGCCACCAUAUCCUAUAAGUAAUAGUACACCUGAUUUAGCAAGAGCCUGUCCUUUAGGGUAUAUUCAAAAUCCAGUAAGUUUUUGAUUGUAUUUAAUUUUCUAUAUUUUUUAUAGAAAUAUAUAAUAUGUUACCUAUUAAAUAUUUAUUUAUUAGGUGAGUGGUUCAAGUCCUGACCUGUUGUCAUCAAGAGCUCAUCAAUUUAAUGUCGCUUCAAACCGUUACAAUGCUUCUCAUAUGUUGACAAAUUCUGAUACUCAUAGGACUUACACAAAUUUGAAUGCUUUAGUCGAAUCAAGACAGGUUUAUUUUGUCUGAAGUUAGUUAUCUGGUUCAAUAAUUAAUAGGUUUUUGUUAUUUUUCAAGAAUUUGGACGAGUUUCGAAGCGGUUUUAAUGGAAACAAUAUGAUGUACUAUAUGGGGCAGUAUGGCCCAAUCUUAAACCAGCCAAUGCCUAGUAUGCUUGUAAAUGAAACACCACAUAAUUGUAGUACAGGUGAGUUUAAUAUAGAAAACUUGAUCGAAAUAUUAUAUUAUAUUUGAUAUAAAUUUAAAAUGAAUAAAAAAAAAAAAUAUUGUAAUAGUAUUAGGUAAAUUCAAUGAGCCUAUUUAUGAAAAUGUGCCAUUGCCGUGGAAUUCCAAAGAAGUUCAUAGUCGGGCCUCAAGUGUACAAUCAGCUCCUGAGAUUACAUCACCUUCUAAUAAAAUACCUCAACAAGUAGUGAAACCUGUAAAAGAAGACAUUGUUUUAGACAAACAAAAUGAAGUUAUACCAGUGAAAAACAAUGUUUUGGAUGUAAGCAGCAAUUCUAAUGUUUUAUCUCAAGUAACACCAUCCUCAUCAAUUAAUCAUUCAGCAGAACAAUCUUUUGGUAAAUAUAAUAAUAAUUAAAAAAUCAAUUAGAGUUAAGUUGGAAUAGUUAGAUGAAUAGUAGCUGUUAUUAAAUAUUAUGAUUUUUUAAAGAUUCUUCAAACCAAAGUAGCAGUAGUGGAACAUUGAAAAAAGAAGGAAGGGGUAAAAAUCGCCGAAAAUGGGCUGGUUUGUUGAGCGGUGCAGUAAAAAGUAAGACCUUGAAUAGAAAUGGUGACAUUAGUAUUGAAGAAUUUAAUAAAAGACAUUCUUCCGUUCCGAGGCUUCCCAUACCUUCAACUAUUUCAAAAGAUACUAUGGUAAGCAAAUGAUUAAUUAUUUAUUAUAUUCUUAAAAUUUAGGCUAUAAUUAUAGGCUUAUAAUUAUUUUAGUGCCAACUCUUAGAACAUAAACUAGAGGAUACGCAAUUGUUUCAAGAAUUUGACAGAAUAACAAAAGUCAAACCAAACGCUGAAUUUUCUACAGCUUAUGUGCUACAAAAUUAUUCAAGAAAUAGGUAAGAUGUAUUGUAUAAUUUUAUUUAAUUAUAAGAUUUAAUGCAAUAGUUUUAUAGGCAUAAGGAUAUUCUGCCCUAUGAAGAAAAUCGAGUUCGUCUAUCGCCGAGUAAAGAAAAUCGAUUUGGAUACAUCAAUGCAUCACAUAUAACUGUAAGUGUGUUUGUUAAUUAAUAAUGUAAUAUUAAAAUUAUGCAAUUUUUUUAUAAUUCUGAAUUUUAAUUAAUAUUAGGCUUCAGUUGGAAACGAACAAAGAUUUUAUAUUGCGACACAGUCACCAUUGCCAAGUACGGUGAAUCAUUUCUGGCAAAUGGUGUGGGAGGCUGGUGUACACCUCGUCCUUGAUUUAUCCCAACCUAAAAUUAAUACCACCGAUGAAAGUUAUGGUGAAUAUUUUCCAACAGUUGCUGAUCACUCAGUUCAAUUUGGUGAGGUUAGUUCAGUUUAAAAUUUGAAUGUAGUAAGGAAUGUAUCUGUAUAGAGUAAAUUUUAGUCCAUUAAAUGACUUAUUUUGUCAACUCUCAUUUUAGUAUCAUGUAUGGCUACAGUUUACUCAGGAGACCGGUCAUUGUGUUACUAGUAAAUUAAAAUUACAACAUAAUUCAUCUAGACGUUCAAGAAGUGUUUGGCAUUUACGAUAUGAUCAAUGGGUCGAUCAGGAUUGUCCAAGGGAUGUUUCACAUUUUCUUGGUAAGUAAUUCAUCAUCAAAAAGAAAUAAAAUAAAAAAAGAAUUUUGAAUUUAAUUAAAUAUUAAUUUUGAAAUUAGGAUUUUUGGAAGAAAUGAGUUCAGUGCGUGAACACACUAUAACAGAGAUACCAACAGGACAAAAUCGAAAUCCACCAAUUCUUGUCCACUGUAGUACAGGAGUGGGUAGAACUGGCCUAUCAGUAUUAAGUGAUCUUUUACUAUACACAUUGGAUCACAAUCAGGUAUGCAUUUAAUUUAUUGUUGCACGGAAGUCAAAAUUUGUAAAAUUAAAAUUGUGCACCAGGAACAUUGUUAUCCAUGGCCAACGAAGCGGUCAAUACGUGUUAACAAAUUUUGGGGUUUGAUUUAUUUUGCAUGAAAACAUUUAAAUUGUUUUUUCCGAUAAUGUGUUUAAAAACUAAUCAAUUUUUUUUAAAAUAAAUUUGAACAUCAAUAAUUUAAAUUAUGACUUAUGUAAAGCUGGUUUGUAAGAAUAAUUUUACAAACUUGUUUAAUUAUCUAUUAAUAAUUGACGAAACAUUUUUUUUGUUACACAACAUUCCAAAAUGUUCCUAUUCUCUAUAAUAAACUUCAUUCCUUUGAUCUUAUUUUCAUAAUAACAUUUUUGGAAAUAUGGUUGACUCUUAUCUAUUCUGUUUUUUCUUAUGCUUUUACUCACAUAUUAUAUUAUUUUUCAAACCAUUAGGUGUUGUACAAAUAAUUAACUAUUAUAUUUUUUUUUUCUUUUAGGAAUUGGAUAUACCUAAAACAAUAUCGCUGGCUCGACACCAGCGAAUGUUGUUUGUGGAAACAGUUGCUCAAUACAAAUUUGUACACUCAUUGCUCAUUUACUAUUUGAAAAAUUCGCGACUUAUUUAGUUACAUGGAUGAUAAAAUAGGUACGGUAAAAUUGUUAUGCUCAAAAUACCAGUUAACGUUACAGGGUCAUCAAGUGUUAAAUAUUGAUUAAAUAUAUAAUUGAUUUGUGUGUUUGUUUGUAAAUAUAUAAAUAUGAAAAAAAAAAAAAAUGACCACCAAUGAACAAACUGUUUUCCAGUAUAGUAUUAAAUACAAUAAAUAUUAAAAACAAGUACAUCAAUACAAUAUUUUUAUUGAUUAAUGAGAUUAUUAUAAUUAAAAAGUAUUAUUUAUUUUUUUUAAUGAGAUAAAUUCAUUAACAAAUAUUUUAAUAGUCUAAUAGUUAUAUUAUUCUUGUUUGCUUUUAAAAAAAUGUUUGAUACAUUUAACUUAAUUAUUUACUUAUUAAUGAAUUGUUGUAUACUAAAAAUAUAGUUUUUAACAUUAAGUCAUUGUCUUGAAGGGCAUAAAUCAAGUAUUACAUUUACAUAAUUAUAUUGUUAACAUUUAAGGUAUUAGUUUUAUUAAAACUUCUAAUUAUAUUAUCGUUUAAAGUAUACAUAUGGACUAUUUAUCAUUAUCUAUGAAUUAAGUAUUAUUAUAAUUUUAAUAUCAUAAAAUAAAUAAUUAUUUUAUAUAAAUGUAACAUGAAUCUAUCAUGAAAACCAGUAAUGAUUAUGUGCAGUCCAAGUGACCAGUUAUAUUUUUGAAAGAAAAUUAUUAAUAUUAGUCUUUAAGAACAAAUUUUUUAUUUUUUACUACUAUUUCGGUAUUAAUAAAUUAAUAUUAUUGUUAAAAUAUGUAUAUUAACUCGAGUUCCGUUUCAAAAUUUGUAUCAUUAACUAACUAUUUAAAGAGGACGUUUAAUGUAUUGGGUAUGCUGCCCAGGAACAUUAAUAAUUGAGGCAAGGAAUCAAAUAAAUAAAUGAUUGCUCCGAUUAUAAUUUAAAGAAAAUAAUUGUACAGAAAUAAGAAUAAAAUAUUAAAAAAUUAAAACUUUCAUUGCC